AUGAAUUCACCAAGUUUACCCAACAUCCGGAGUCUAAGAACUCUUUCCAAUGCGCACAAAUGCGCCGCCUUGGACCUUUUAUUCGAGCCCAGUCCGGAAAUUCACAAAACCUUGAUCCCCGUCUCUGAGGCAGCCGAGUACACGUCGUACAAUGAAUUCAUCGAGUCCUGCCGCCAGGCCCUCGUCUCCAUGGCGUCCCAGUCGACCACGACCAGACCCAACGAGACGCUGCUAGCCAUUCUCGGUUCUCACCCGCGCCUGGGCGCGAAAAAGGUCGAGUCGGCGCAGUCGGCGGCCGAGCAGGCCAAGCUGGGUGGCGGGGAGAGUGAGGCGCUGGCGCGACUGAACCGCGAUUACGAGCAGCGGUUCCCAGGUCUGCGCUACGUCGUCUUUGUAAAUGGCCGCGGCAGGGAGGACAUUAUGCGGGAUAUGGAGGCGCGCAUCGCCAGGGGCGACUUUGGGAAGGAAGUGGACGCGGCACUGCAUGCAAUGUGUGAUAUCGCAAGAGAUAGAGCGGCGAAGCUGCCUGUUCAAGCAGCCGACCAUUUGUAG
Messenger RNA from Cordyceps militaris CM01, 552 nucleotides. RefSeq names its product Oxo-4-hydroxy-4-carboxy-5-ureidoimidazoline decarboxylase. Lineage: Eukaryota; Fungi; Ascomycota; Sordariomycetes; Hypocreales; Cordycipitaceae. The record is from RefSeq and is a predicted model, not a curated record. Bases 1 to 552 code for a protein of 183 amino acids. The transcript is spliced from 2 exons.